AUGUCUGCUUUUCCAGAUCUUUAUCAUAAAGUGGGAGGUGAGGUCUUGUUGAAACCAGACAUCACAAACUGGCCUGGCCCCAUCACAAACAUACUAUGGAAGCAUGGGGAGAACAAGGUGGCAGAGUGGUACAAUCGUUUUGGUCUGGACAUCUAUGCUGCCUUCAAAGGCCGCACAACCCUGGACCAGACUACUGGAGAGCUGAGAAUCAGAGGCUUGACGAAAACAGACAGUGGACUUUAUUCUGUGGAGUUCAACAGCAAACUGCAAUACAAGACAUAUAAACUGUCUGUUAUCAAGGAAGUCCCCAAACCCACAAUCACUUCUUCUUGUAACCCAGAUAAAACCUCCUGCACUCUGACCUGUGAAGGCGACACCACUGAUGCUGAACCCAUCACCUACAGCUGGAAAGUGGGAGAGGGGGCGUGGGAGGUCUUAGAUAAACAGAUGAAUGUCUUUAAGAGCGACACUGGCAAACCAACCAAUGGUUACAAGUACAUCUGCAAGUUGAAUAACUCUGUUAGUGGGGAAGGGGAAGUCAGUGAGCCAGUUGGAGAGGUGUUUAACUCAGGUGUGCAGGAUAUCCCCAAGACACCUGGAUUGCCUUUUUGA
This is a messenger RNA of Coregonus clupeaformis (lake whitefish), 612 nucleotides long. RefSeq names its product T-cell surface antigen CD2-like. The coding region runs from base 1 to 612 and encodes 203 amino acids. Lineage: Eukaryota; Metazoa; Chordata; Actinopteri; Salmoniformes; Salmonidae. The record is from RefSeq and is a predicted model, not a curated record. The transcript is spliced from 4 exons.